This is a messenger RNA of Homalodisca vitripennis (glassy-winged sharpshooter), 1721 nucleotides long. RefSeq names its product putative OPA3-like protein CG13603. The transcript has 2 exons. Gene Ontology annotation, cellular component: mitochondrion. Lineage: Eukaryota; Metazoa; Arthropoda; Insecta; Hemiptera; Cicadellidae. The record is from RefSeq and is a predicted model, not a curated record. Gene Ontology annotation, biological process: regulation of lipid metabolic process. Bases 149 to 835 code for a protein of 228 amino acids.
GGUUUGAAAGAAGAAACUGUCAGCUGUGCGUUCGGGCGCCGGGCGGUCACACACUCUACUGGUCGCAGGUGUUUUUGAUAUACGUUAGUGAAUUGUGGUUAUAAGUUUGGGUAAAAUUGUUUGGUGUUUGAAGCUGUAGGUUUUUAAGAUGGUUGUGGGAGCAUUCCCCGUAGCUAAGUUGGGUGCUCUUCUUAUUAGACAAAUAAGUAAACCUUUAGCAAAUGCAAUCGCGAAAAAUGCCAAGCAACAUCCUUGGUUCAGCAGAGUCAUUUGUAUGCCUCCUGCUCAAUUCUAUAACUGGUGUGAAGUACGGAUGAAGUUGUGGGUACUAAACUUGGGGAAACCUGUGAAGGUACCAAAACUGAACGAGGCUAUGGCCAUUGAACUUGGUGCAAGUCUGCUGGGAGAAUUCAUCAUCUUCCUGAUCGCUGCAGGCCUGUUGUUGGCAGAGUAUACAAGACAGACGCGAAAGGAGACCGCAAAGGAAAUCGCCCGCCAAGAGGAGAUUUACAAAAUCCAACUUACUGUAAAAGAGCUGAACUUCCAAACUGAACGACAGGACACCCAGAUACGUGAGCUGUUAGAAACAAUAUCUGACUUGGAAAAAAGGGUGAGCAAGGUUCCUUGGAAUCGGAAUAAACCAGAAUUACCUGAGACAAGAACUCUAGAUGAAUCUGAUUCCUUACAAGAUAUUAAGUAUUAUCACCAAAAGGGUUUUGGUACGCCUUUAAAAAUGUCUUGUUUUUGGCCAGAAAAAAAGAGUGUGAUAUUUAUAGCGGUUGAACAUCUUUCGAAAGAUGUAUAUAAAAAUGUUAUUCAGUUCAGUGAUCUAUAAGCUUAAAUUUGUAUAAUUGUUAAUCAUAAAUAAAUAUAUGGAAAACAAAUUUAUAUUUUUAGUGCUCGUUAUAAUUGUCAGUAUUAUUUGAUAUAUUAUGCUUAUAAAUUGUUUUAUAUAGUAGAUUUUAUUUUCAAAAACCAAAAGUGAAUUUUUUACAUAGACAUCUUAUCCUAAAGAAAGUGACGGUAAGGGUGCAAUAACUUGUUCCCUGUACCGUGUCAAUCACCCAUGUGUUUUCUUGGCACAAAGAAUUUUCUGAAGAGCGUAAAAAGGAAGAAAGCUAUGAUUGUUGCUCAAGGACAUAUGUUACCGAGACAAUGUAGGAUACGUAUAUAUGUAGCAAUUAAAGCCUUCCUGAUAAUUUUAGGAUGGUUGCAGACUUCAGGAUGGCUCUAGGUCAAUUGGCUUACUGUUUUAAAACUAGUGGGUUUUGGUCCGUGAACACGGACCUCUCACAGCUCAAGAAUUUUGAAUCUUAAACCUUUUGAUACUCUGACCUUAAGUGUGCCUAAAACCUGACACACUUAUAAAGAGAAUAAAAUCUAGAAUUUUAGCUCAGACUAUUUAUUUUAAUAAAUUUUAAAUGGUAGAGGAACUGUAUGAAAAUUAAAAAAAAUUGUACUUAACCUAUUCAUAACUAUUAACACAAACGUUUAUAUGAUCACCCUAAUGCAGUCACAGAAUAUCACAAUAAAAAAUAUGGAAUGCAAUAAGAUGCAGAACUGCAAAACUUUUCCAUUGUCCAAUUAAAACUGUCCUGGCAGCGUACACCAAGCUGGAAUGCACAGACGGAUUUGGGGAAAGGAACUGAUCAGAGAGCUUCCAUUAUGUACAGUAUUAAAAUUUAACAACCCCUUGCGCUCAAAGGUAGUAUUUGUUAUUU